CCUCUGUCGAUCCCAUGGCAUGGAAGCUUUAUCCGGCAGCCCGACCACAAACCCUAGCCCAUGCUCUGGCAAGGAUCGAUUUUUGGAUCCAAAAUCGAUUCUUUGUGGUCAGCGGCGAGGCGAUGAGAACCCGUCUUCCUUCCGCUGCUGCCCGGCCGCCGCGACGGUCUGCCCACGCUGCGCCAGUUCCAAGCUACGCCGCCGCUGCGACGGUCUGCCCACGAUGUGCCGCCGCCGCGAAUCGUAUGAUCUGGUUUCCCAGGCUGCGCCGCCGCGCGCUGCUGCAGGGCCACGGGGCAGGCGUUCUAGGGCCGCCGAGUGCCUACCUUCCUCGCCGCUCGCCUCCGUUCCAGCCUCGCUGCCUCGGCAUCCGCCUCCGCCCCAGAGGUCAGCAGAUCGGGAGAACACGGUUCUUGCCAAAAAAAAAAAAGAGCUUCAGAAGCUCUGUGAGUACAACCUGGACGGCUCUGUCGACAUCAAGUGGCCGCCGACGGUGAAGGGAAGGUCCAGAAGGUGGCUCGCUCGAGGACUCAUUCUGGGACUCAUUCUGGGUAUGUAGACAUCAUCUUCGUCAAGUGGAGUGUAGUUGAGGUCAAGUGGGGCGUUUUUGAGGUCUGGGAGCACCAUAGUGAACUUGCUGAUCAGCUGAAAGGUAGACCGGCGAGGAGCAGCUGAAAGGUAGACCGGCGAGGAGCAACUGAAAGGCAGACCUGCGAGGAGCAGCUGAGAAGUAAUGAGUUCAGGCAGAUACGACCUUAUUGAUGUGUUAUU
Messenger RNA from Lolium perenne, 771 nucleotides. NCBI's taxonomy places the organism in Eukaryota, Viridiplantae, Streptophyta, Magnoliopsida, Poales, Poaceae. The record is from RefSeq and is a predicted model, not a curated record.